AUAACACCACUGCAGGAGUGUGAGUGUGUCCAGAGGAAGUCUCAGUUUGAGGAAGACACACACAGCGAUGGAAGAGGCAACUGUCAGCUGAAGGCAAAGCCAAGGUGCGUGCUCUGCUAUGAGUCUGUCGGAAAAGAACGUGGAGGGAGUAACUCCCUCUAAAACCAAGAGGCCAUGGAAACCUAAAGGAGACCCCAAGGAGAUUUCAGAGGAAUCCAGUGGUCUGUCUGUCUUGCUUCAGAAAGCAGAGCUGGAAACUAUAUUUACGCGGCUUGAGGCAAUCAUUGUCACUUUUGUGAAGAAGGAGCUGAAGAGAUUCCAGAAGGCAGUGAGUACAGAUCACCCAGAAAUCUUAGAGACUUCUUAUGAAGAGGGGAUGUAUGGUGUAGGUCAAGAUGAAGAGCAGAAGAGGAGCAAAGAGGCCUUUCUGAAGAUCACACAGCACUUCCUGAGGAAUAUGCAUCAAAACGAUCUGGCUGACUAUCUGCAAAAAAAAAUCGCCAUGUGCCAGCGUCAACUCAAGUCUAAUCUGAAGCAAAAAUGUCAGCGUUUGAAUGAGGGGGAUGGAAACCCAAAUCUUCUAAAUGACAUCUACACAGAGCUCUACAUUACAGCGCGAGACGAUGGAGGAGCCAACAAACAAAAAGACACAUCACUCGAAUGUGUGGACAUCUUUAAACCCUUACCUGGAAGGGAUCAGCCAAACCGAACGGUGAUGACAUGUGGAGUUUCUGGCAUUGGGAAAACAGUUUCAACUCAGAAGUUUAUUCUGGACUGGGCUGAAGGCCACUCCAACCAGGACAUAGAAUUCACAUUUCCGUUCACUUUCCAGGAGCUGAACUUGGUAAAAGACAAAAAGUACAGCUUGGUGAGACUUGUGCAUGAUUUCUUCAGGGAAACCAAGGAAGCAGAAAUCUACAGAUUUGACAGUUUCCGUGUUCUGUUCAUCUUCGACGGUCUGGAUGAGUGUCGACUUCCUUUGGACUUCGGCAACAAUGAGAUUGUGACCAAUGUGACAGAGUUGACCUCAGUGGAUGUGCUGCUGACAAACCUGAUCAGAGGGACGCUGCUUCCCUCUGCUCGCCUCUGGAUAACCACACGACCAGCAGCAGCCAAUCGGAUCCCUCGAGAGUUUGUUGACAUGGUGACAGAGGUGAGAGGGUUCACCGAUCCACAAAAGGAAGAGUACUUCAGGAGGAGAUUCAGAGAUGAGGAGAUGGCCAGCAGAAUCAUUGCCCACAUCAAGGGUUCACGGAUGCUUUGCGUCCUGUGCCACGUUCCACUCUUCUGCUCCAUGGUUUCUGAAGUUUUUGCGCAUAUUUUGACAACCACAGAAAGGGGAGAGCUGCCCAGGACUCUGACUGAGUUUUAUAUCCGCUUCCUGUUGGUUCAGUCUAAAGUGAUGCACUCCAAGUAUUAUAUGAAUGAUGACAUACCCCAACAUGAAUACCCUGUCUGGAACAAAACAACAAAGAAGAUGAUUCUGUCUCUUGGAAAACUGGCUUUUGAGCAGCUGGAGAAAGGCAACUUGAUCUUCUAUGAAGAAGACCUGCACAAGUGUGGCAUUGAUAUCCAAGAAGCCUCUGUGUUCUCAGGUGUGUUCACAGAGAUCUUUCGAGAGGAGAGAGGGCUGUUCCGGGAAAAGAUUUUCAGCUUUGUCCAUCUGAGCAUUCAGGAGUUUCUAGCUGCUCUUCACGUCUUCUUGACCUUCAACAACUCUGGUGUCAAUCUUUUGUCCAACAUGCCAGCCACCUCUUGGUGGCCUGUGAAACUCCGGCACAAACCUGCUGCAAAAGACUUCUACCAGAGAGCUGUGGACAUGGCCUUAAAGUCUCCAAAUGGACAUCUGGACUUGUUUCUUCGCUUCCUUUUGGGGCUUUCACUGGAGACCAAUCAGGCUCUCCUCCAAGGUCUGCUGAAACCAACUAGAAAUAACCCAAAGACAAUAAAGGAAACAGUCCAGUACAUCAAGGAGAAAAUCUGCGAGAAUCCCUCCCCAGAGAGAGGCAUUAAUCUGUUUCACUGCUUGAAUGAGCUGAAUGACCAUUCUCUGCAUGAGGGCGUCCAAGAGCAUUUGAGACGAGGGAAUCUCUCCACAGACCAACUCUCCCCUGCUCAGUGGUCAGCUCUGGUCUUCAUCUUACUGUCAUCAGAAGAAGAGCUGGAUGUGUUUGACCUGAAGAAAUACUCUGCUUCAGAGGAGGGUCUGCUGAGGCUGCUGCCGGUGGUCAAAGCCUCCAGUACAUCACUGUUAAAUGGCUGUCAGCUGACAGAGAGAAGCUGCGAGGCUUUGGCCUCAGUUCUCAGCUCCCGAUCCAGUAAUCUGAAAGAGCUUGACCUGAGUAACAACGACCUGGAGGAUUCAGGAUUGGAGCUGCUCGCUGUUGGACUGCAGAGCCCACACUGUGACCUCGAAACUCUCAGGUUGAAUGGCUGUCAGCUGACAGAGAGAAGCUGCAAAGCUUUGGCUGCAGUUCUCAGCUCCCGAUCCAGUAAUCUGAAGGAGCUUGACUUGAGUAACAACGACCUGGCGGAUUCAGGAGCGGAGCUGCUCGCUGUUGCACUGCAGAGUCCGCACUGUAGACUUGAAACUCUCAGGUUGAAUGGCUGUAAGCUGACAGAGAGAAGCUGUGAAGCUUUGGCCUCAGUUCUCAGCUCCCCGUCCAAUAAUCUGAAAGAGCUUGACCUGAGUAACAACGACCUGGAGGUGUCAGGAGCGGAGCUGCUCGCUGUUGGACUGCAGAAUCCACACUGUGGACUCAAAACUCUCAGAACCCCAAGUGUCACCGUUCUUAAACGGUAUGUCAGGAACUCUGAGAUCCAAUCCCUGCUUGACCUGAUUUACAACAACCGGAGGGAUUCAGGAGUGAAGCUGCUCUCUGUUGGACUGCAGAGUUCAAACUGUAGACUCAAAACUCUCAGGUUGAAUGGCUGUAACCUGACAGCGGGAAGCUGUAACACUCUAGCAUCAGUUUUGAGCUCCCCGUCAUACAGUCUGAGAGAGCUGGACCUGAGUGGCAAUGACCUGGAGGAUUCCGGAGUGGAGCUCCUCUCUGCCGGACUGAAGAGUCCAAACUGUAGCCUUGAAACUCUCAGACUGUCAGGCUGUCUGGUCACAGUGAAAGGUUGUACUGCACUGGUCUCUGCCCUGAGUGAAAACCCCUACCAUCUAAGAGAGCUGGAUCUGAGUUACAAUCACCCAGGAGAUUCAGGAGUAAAGCUGCUCCAUACUGCACUAGACGAUCCAACCUGGAGACUGGACACUCUCAGGGUUGACCAUGGUGGAGAAAAGAGGCUGAGAUUUGGCAGGAGAAAGUGGCCCUCUGGAAAGGUGAAGCUUGGAACCCUUGCAAGUGCAGUGGACUCCAGUGACUGGACCGAACUUGAACCUGUGGUCAACACAACUGAUGAGGAUCAAACCUAUAGCCUCCAGUCUGAUGCAGGUCGCUUUGAAUGCAGCGUGUCUGCCCUGCGCUGGGUUUGUAAAGAAAAGGUCAGCUUCAAAUACCAGUUCUGCUCAUGGGAGGAACUCGGGGAGAGGCCUUCAUGCAUGGAUUACAUGCCAGCAGGACCCCUACUGGACAUCACAGUCACAGCUGGGAAGUUGGAGGAGGUGCAUCUGCCACACUGGGUCUGUGUAGAUCAGAACUCCAAAAUGUCAGACAUGUUUGUAGUUCUGCACAUGGAUACCUGUGGAGAUGUUUUGGAACAAGUGUCUGAAGUGACAUCGUCCCACGUCAAGUUAGUCCAGCCAGUCUUCUCUCCACGAAUGGUCAUGAUCCGGAAGAUAUUCCGCUUGCCUGUCAAACUUUUCUACGACGUGUUGAUAUUCAUGAAAAUCCAAGAUGCCCUUACAUUGCAUGUUUACCUGGUGCCACCCGAUCCUGCUCUGCAAAAGGAAGUGGAAAAACAGCAAAACUCCUGUGGAUCCACAAAGAUCCUAAAACCAGGCCCAGACAAGUCCAUGCAGUUGGGAAGUAAUUUCUCCCUCACAACAGACAAGGCGGAUGCAAAAAUUCAACCCAGCACACGGGAGCUCAGAAAUGAUGGCAGAAAUUUAUUUGAGGUGUUCAUCAGAAAUGCAGACAGCGACUUCACCCUCAAGCUUGAGAGUGAGCAAAACACUGUCUGGACCUGUUCCAUUUACAAAGAGGACUACCAAAGUCAGAGCACUGAUCAUAAGCAAGCUGCCUCAGGUCAACAUUUCGUGGAUCGCCAUCGGACAGCUCUGAUUGAGAGAGUGUAUGAAACAGUAGCCAUCCUGGACGAGCUCUUGGAUAGAGAGUUGAUCUCAAAGGCGAGCUAUGAUGCUGUGACAGCUUUAAAAACCACACGAGACCAGAUGAGGGACAUUCACAGGUUUGUGACUGCAGCUGGAAACAAGGGCAAAGACGCACUUUAUGAAAUCCUAAAAGGGAUGAAGAGUAUGAGGCCUCUCAUUUCUGAGCUUGAGGGAUCUCGGUGAAAGAAUGUCUUAAGUUUGUUUCAGACCAAAGCAAGACAACGCUAGGCCUGAAAGCACCCUAAGAAACAGCAUCUGCAUUGCGUAGUUUGUCCACCAGAUGGUGCUGAUGAUUUUCUUGCUGUAGAAAGUCCUGCUUGAUUUUGGGCCAUGACUUUUUCACUUCUUUAAUAACCAAAGCUAAAGGUAAACUAAAAUGUUAUUUGUUUAUGUUGAGAAAGAAAUAAGUAUUUCGAUUGAUGUAUCGUAUUACAUUGUAUUAAUAUGGUUUGAAUGUAAAUGUAAAUUAAUUUGUCUUUUUUUCUUUGUGAAACCUGACCUUAACUUGAGAAUGUGUACAUACUGAGAUGCACUACAGAUGUAUUUGAUAUAAUAACAGAAAGUUUUUACUGUUUCCCUGCCCACAACAUGACUUAUUUACUGUAUUGUCACCUUUUAAAAACAGUAACUAAAUUUUUAAGUUGAAGCUUUUUUACCUGUGUAUAUAAUUUUUCUUUUUUUAAAUAAAUUUUACACCUGAUAA
Messenger RNA from Epinephelus fuscoguttatus (brown-marbled grouper), 4985 nucleotides. Its product is annotated as NACHT, LRR and PYD domains-containing protein 12-like. Bases 119 to 4465 code for a protein of 1448 amino acids. The record is from RefSeq and is a predicted model, not a curated record. The transcript has 20 exons. Gene Ontology annotation, molecular function: protein binding. Gene Ontology annotation, biological process: regulation of apoptotic process. Lineage: Eukaryota; Metazoa; Chordata; Actinopteri; Perciformes; Serranidae.